UCGUUUGAGGAGGGCAGGCUUUCCAACGUUACAUGCGCUCCCCCACUACCCUCAUUUCAGCAUCUGAGACAAAUACUUCAAAAUUCACCCAUUGGACAUGAAAGAAUUCACUGGAAAAUAAGUGGAAAGACAGAGGGAGAUCAGCUGCCAGAGCUCAGAAAGUGUCUGAAGUCCGUCGGAAGAAAAAAGGAUUUAUCUCUGGCGUUCAGAAACUCAGAGAGAUAUGGCUGGCGUUCUCCGCAAGCUCGCAGCAUACAUCCCCUGCGUGUGGAUCUUCCUCAUGCUUUUCGACCCCAGCUUGCAAACCAGGGCUGUAACAGGUCACAGAGAACCCAUUCCCGAUGACAGCAAAGACAACAUCACCAUCUUUACCCGGAUCUUGGACCGCUUGCUGGAUGGUUACGACAACAGAUUGCGUCCUGGACUAGGAGAAAGUGUGACGGAGGUGAGGACAAACAUCUAUGUGACAAGCUUCGGGCCAGUGUCAGACACCGAUAUGGAAUACACGAUUGAUGUGUUCUUCCGGCAAAGUUGGCGGGAUGAGAGGCUGAAGUUUGAUGGGCCUAUGCAGGUUCUUCCACUUAACAACUUGCUCGCCAGCAAGAUCUGGACUCCGGAUACUUUCUUCCACAAUGGCAAGAAGUCAGUGGCUCACAAUAUGACUACACCCAAUAAACUCCUGCGGCUGGUAGACAACGGAACUCUUCUCUACACAAUGAGAUUAACCAUCCAUGCUGAGUGUCCUAUGCAUCUGGAGGAUUUUCCUAUGGAUGCCCAUGCCUGCCCUCUGAAGUUCGGAAGCUAUGCCUACACCAACAACGAGGUUGUCUACAUCUGGACAGCAGAUGAUGAGAAAUCUGUUUCUGUGGCUCCUGAUGGUUCUAGACUCAACCAGUAUGACCUGUUGGGCCAUGUGAUUGGAAAAGAGACCAUCAGCUCCAGUACAGGAGAAUAUGUGGUGAUGACAACGUAUUUCCAUUUGAAAAGGAAAAUUGGCUAUUUUGUGAUCCAGACGUAUCUCCCCUGCAUAAUGACCGUCAUUCUGUCUCAGGUCUCCUUCUGGUUGAACCGGGAGUCCGUUCCAGCACGUACCGUCUUCGGUGUCACAACUGUCCUGACCAUGACGACACUGAGCAUAAGCGCCCGGAACUCACUUCCCAAGGUGGCCUAUGCAACAGCUAUGGACUGGUUUAUGGCAGUGUGCUAUGCUUUUGUCUUCUCUGCUCUCAUCGAGUUUGCCACUGUCAACUACUUCACAAAGCGCAGCUGGGCCUGGGAUGGUCAGAAGGAGGCCCAGGAGAUGCGGAGGCGAGAGUCAGCUUCCUUCUCCAAGAAGACCAACAACACUUUCAACAUCGUGGGAACCACCUACAGCAUGAGCGUAGCCAAAGAUCCCGGACUGACAACCGUCUCCAAGAGUGCCACAUCCACAUCCACAUCCACCCCAUCCCAGCCGGUCCGAGAGAUCCGGCUGCCCAAAAUGGAUGGUGAAUAUGUACCGGAGGGUGGAAGAAAGUCAUACAAUCGUGUCAGCAAAGUGGACAAGAUCUCUCGUAUCAUCUUUCCAGUGCUCUUCUUCAUCUUCAACCUGGCUUACUGGGCCACUUACGUCAACAGAAAGCCAGCCAUCAACCGGUCCAGCCCACAGAAAUGAACAUGGAAACCAGAAACAAAUAAAUAAACUGCCAGUCCAGUCUUAAUUAGCAACAUGAUGCUACUGCUACUGUGUUCAUUUUCAUUUUUUAAGCAACCAUGUAGAUACACAACUCUAGUUAGUAAUUAGUUUGUUUGUUUGUUUUAAUUUGUAUGUGUCAUUUAAUGUGUUGCAUGAGUAAAGUAUGACAGUAUUGCUGGUCUUGUACAGAUGGCCAUUAUUUACCUACUAAACCCCCAGUGUUGGGCAGUAACGCAUUACUUAGUAACGCGUUACUAUAAUUUGAUUACUGUUUUUAGUAGCAGAGUAAUUUAACGUUAUAAUUUUCAAAAACGUAAUUAGAGUAUAGUUACAAGCCGCGGAUUCUAUACGUUACUGCCGCGUUACAUUGCUGACAGAAUGCAGUGUUUUAUAAUCUAGAGAUUGUAAAAAGGAUGUAGCACUCGCACUGUCAAGUCAAGUGCCAGUAGAUUAGAGACCUGCGCUCCUGCGAGACCCGACGCAACAGAGUGCAGCGUGUAGGACAAGACUUGAUAGGCGAGUGUGGCUCGUGUGUGUGCUGGAUGCGGGAGAAUAAAAUGAUUCACGAGACUCCCGGAAAAUAGAAAUAUCUAAACAGAAAAUAUCUAAAACAAAUAAAUUGUUAUUCAUCUAUUGCACAAAAGCAACAUGAACUAAUA
Molecule: messenger RNA, 2334 nt
Organism: Cyprinus carpio (common carp)
Lineage: Eukaryota; Metazoa; Chordata; Actinopteri; Cypriniformes; Cyprinidae
Product: gamma-aminobutyric acid receptor subunit alpha-3-like
Biological process (GO): nervous system process; monoatomic ion transmembrane transport; gamma-aminobutyric acid signaling pathway
Cellular component (GO): dendrite membrane; GABA-A receptor complex; postsynapse
Molecular function (GO): inhibitory extracellular ligand-gated monoatomic ion channel activity; GABA-A receptor activity; benzodiazepine receptor activity
Source: RefSeq, a predicted model, not a curated record